GCUUGCUCCGGAUGCAGUUGUCAUGGAGAUGGAAAAGGGCUUAGCGUCCACGAGUGGCACUGUUACCAUGGAAAUCCCCAUCGCAGCAGCUGCCUCACCGGAGCGAGCAGAAUCCGAGAAGGGUUUUCAGCAUCAUGGACAGCAGCGCCGUGCCGGAGCUGCGUUCCACCACAGAAACUAUCGCAUGCUGAUUGUAAUCGGAGAGAUUUCCUCCAGCCAUCACCUUGACGCCGCCAGGGAACAGAUCAUACAAGGCUUGCGUUCCUGGAACGUUGAUCUGACUGUCUGUGAUCUGAACAAGGAGCUGCAGCUGUUUGAGACCAGGCACACCGCUCAGUUCUCUUCCCAGGUCAAAGGCCAGCGGAUUCUCCAGUAUAAGAGUGAUGUACUCGAGACAACGGUGUUGGUGAACCCAUCAGAGGAGACCGCUGCCUCAGAGAUUCACUCUCUGAUCACUGACUUUGCUGGAAAUAAGUUGCUGAUCCUGAGCGGCCAGAGCUCAGAGCAGGGAGGUGACAUCCUACUGCAAGGUGGAGCAUUCACUUGGCAACACUUCUCCAACGUCAUCUCCAACCCUCAAGUGAUUGAACUCCUGACCAAGGCCUCUUCAGAGCAGCCGGCCAGGCUUACUGUUUCCUGUCAGGGAGACGGGGGCUGGAGCUCCCUAGGCCAAAGCCAGGAGCAGCAGUCACUCCAAAAUCUUCUGGAAUACCGCCUGAACCCAGAACCUUACCUGCCCAACAUGGACGGAGUCAAAGAGUUCACUGAAUAUGUCUCUGAGACAGUGGAUGUGCCGUCGUCCUUUGACCUCCUGGAGCCCCCAACUUCUGGAGGUUUUCUGAAGCUGUCCAAACCCUGCUGCUACAUCUUCCCCGGCGGCAGGGGAGAUUCCGCUCUGUUCGCUGUCAACGGAUUCAACAUCCUGGUGGAUGGAGGGUCUGAUCGAAAGUCCUGCUUCUGGAAGCUGGUUCGCCACCUGGACAGGAUCGACUCUGUUCUGCUCACCCAUAUUGGUGCGGACAACCUCCCUGGUAUCAACGGGUUGUUCCAGAGGAAGAUUGCAGAACAAGAAGAGGAGCGUAACCAAGGAUCUGGCUCCAGCAGCAACGGCGAAUGGAUGAAGAACCUGAUCUCUCCUGAGCUUGGAAUUGUGUUUUUCAAUGUCCCGGAGAAGCUUAGGAUGCCCGAGUCGACGCUGAAAGUGAAACGAAGCAUUGAGGAAGCAUCUCUUACGUUGCAGUACCUCAACAAGCUUGGUAUCACACCAGAGCCUCUUCACAGGGUAGUCAGCAACACCAUCGAACCAAUCACACUGUUCCACAAACUUGGUGUGGGGAAGUUAGACAUGUAUGUCUUAAACCCUGUAAAAGAGAGCAAAGAGAUGCAGUUUCUAAUGCAGAAAUGGGCUGGAAACAGCAAAGCCAAAACCGGGAUUACGAUGGCCAAUGGAAAAGAAGGAGAAAUAUCGGUCCCCUAUUUGACAUCAGUUACUGCUCUCAUAGUUUGGAUUCCCCACCGUCCAACAGAAAAGAUAGUUAGGGUGCUCUUCCCUGGAAAUGCACCGCAGAAUAAAAUCUUGGAGGGCCUCGAGAAACUGAAACACCUGGACUUCUUGCGAUACCCAGUGGCGACCCAAAAGGACAUAUCAUCUGGUGCACCUCCUCCCAUCAUCAAACAGACUAAAAUAAGAUCAAGAACGGACAGCAAAGAGAGUCUCAAGUCUUCACCCAAACCUCACUCUAAAACAACAAAGAAAGAAGCCAGUGGACAGGAGGAAGAGUCCAAGAGUGAUAUCACUAAAGAGAAUAAAGUUGAAAAGAAAGAGGAGAAGAAGCUCAAAAGUGAAAGUCUGAAAGCCACCAAACAACAGAAAAACAGUGAGGUUGCGCCUGUGGCAGGCAAGACAGAGAAAAAGAAAACAUCCAAGGAAAAAACUGCCAAGCAAGAAAAAUCAUCCAAAAUGGAUGAAAAAAAAGACAAAGAGAAAAAGGAAAUAAAGAAAGAAAAACGUGAAGCAAAGAAAGAUGAAAAUAUAAGAAAAGAAGAGAAAAAGGAAAGGAAAGCCAAGGAGGAUAAAAAGAAGGACUCAAGUAAACCGGAACUGAGAAAAAUCACAAAACCUGACCUGAAGCCGCUCACCCCUGAAGUGAGAAAAACUCUGCAUAAAGCUAAGAGUCAGGCUAAACCCAAAACAGACAAAAACAAAGUAGUGAAAGAGGAAGCAAAUGAGAAAAAGCCAGUCCCAAAGAACAUCCCUGAGGAGAUUGCAGCAGCAGCUUUGGCUGACAGGUCCAUUGUGUCCUCCCCAGAGGACCUCACUGAGGACUUUGAGGCUCUGAAACAAGAAGAGCUGUCAAAGAAGAGUGAGCCUAUUCAGAAUGAUGUGAUGUUUGGGUAUUUGCUGCACACAGAUACUAAAGUUCCUUCCUCAGUUGUCCCCGAUGAGAGGGUCCCAUCCCCAGCCACUGAGAUACAAUCUGCUUCACCCAAAUCCCCCGUCAAACAGGAAUACAACAAAGACAAGUGUGCUUCAGUACAGGUUACAGCCACUGAAAAGAAGGAAGCAAGCAAUGCCUUUGACAAGAAGUAUGAAGAGGAGCAAAUGGAGAAAUAUGACAAAUACCAUGUAACGGACCACAUAGAAGACAGAUCAAAGAAAUGUGACAGCUCAGAGGAGGAGGGGGAUGUCAUUGAAAAAGCCGAAUUUGAAGGAACGGAAGAUGAUGAGGUCCUGAAAUAUAGAGCAGAGGUGGCGAAAAAGGAAAAAACUGGAACGGAGUGGGACACCAAGCCAACUGAGAAAAAACCUUUGUCAACCACAGCCCUGUUUGGGCAAGUAGCGGCCUCCGCCUCGGAGCAAUUCUCCUUCAUCCAAGACGAGACAAUCCCUGGUUACUCAGAGACUGAACAGACCAUCUCUGAUGAAGAGAUCCACGAGGAUCCAGAAGAUAGGAUCCCACAUUUGCGCUACGAUGUGGGCUCCUAUGACAUAUCUGUCCCUGAUGUCCCUGGUACCUUUGACUCCAUGCAAGGUAUAAAAGAGAUGAAGUGCUCCAGUGUGUCUGACAUCAAACCCAAAGCCUUCAUGGGAGGGCACGAGCCUGAGCUCGCACCUUAUCCUGCCAUCAUUGCUGCCCCUCUUGCAGAGGAAGAGCACAUCUCCUCUGCAACAUCCAUAACAGAAUAUGACAAACUGUCAUCCUUUGCCACAUCUGUAGCCGAGGACCAGUCAAUAGCCUCUGUGACAGCGCCACAGACCGAGGAGGCUGGGAGGAACUCUCUCCUGCUUGACACAAUCAACAGUACCCCAUUACGCGCUGAGGCUGUCCAUGGGAAGGACUAUCUUCACUCGGCAGGAACCAUCUCACCCACCUCCUCUCUGGAGGACGACAAGUGCUUCAAGUCUCCUUCCUCGGACGAGUACCAGCCCAACAUUCCCGAGAUGGAAUCUGGGGAUGCAAAGAUUAAAUCAGUCCAUGAGGAAGAAGAGGACGAGGAAGACGAGGACGAGGACCAGACUCCGAACGUCGACAUCCCUCUGGGUAAACUCCAAGAGGGCUACGAACAGGCAUCCUUCAUGCUGCUCCAAGAAAAGCAGAAAUCUCCCUCUGCGCCUUUCUCUCCUCCUUCUCCACCCUGCUCUACCAUGAAGUCCUCUCCCACGCAGGCUGUCAAAGAAAACCAAUCUCUCUUUAGCACAGAGGGAUUUAAGACUGGUGCAGAUACAAAGCCUUUUUCACCCCCUCCAUCUUUCUCCUCUGGAUUAGAUUUAGAGUCCCACUCCAGGCAGGAUAGUGAGGAAAGAUGUCUAAGUCCAGAUGACAGCACCAUGAAACUGGCCUCACCCACACAGUCUAUGCCCACAAGCAGUGGCUACUCUCCGACAGAAGAGAAACCCUUUAAGACAGAAGACAAAGAUGAAGCAGGGUUAAAUGUUAAAGCUGACACCCAGAAGUCAGUCGUUAUCUCAGACAGUACUGCCUAUAUUGGUAUGGUAGGUGACAACCCAGUGUCUGAAGAGUCUCAAGAAGAAUCCAAUGAAUCCAUUGAAGAGGAAGAUGACUAUUAUGCCAAAAAGGAUCUACAGCCCGCUGUUAAGGCCAAGCUUAUGGAGGCAAAAGAGGGGUGCUUCUUAGAUGACGACUUCGCCUCUGAGGCUACAUCUGCAAAGACAGAAACAGAAGUCAAGAGCUUGGACAAGACGUCGUUGUCUUUCAACACAGAGAAAAAGCCAAUUCCUCAGGUGAUGUACUCAGAUGAAGAUGAAGAAGAUGAUGAUAAUCAAAGUGGAAUAGGGUCUAAUGAGCCCUCAUCAACCAAUCAAAGCAAAGUGGACUCAAAAAAUGAAACCACAGAGGAAACAGGUGUUGCAAUUAAAGAGACAGAGAAAAAUGUUCAUUUCAGUCUCUAUAACUUUCCAGAGAAGGAGACCAAAGAAAAGGCCAUGUAUAUAAGACAGGACACACCCUAUGUGCAUGGAAAAACAUUCUCUUACAGUGACAUUUAUGGCUCAGUGGACUCUGAUUCAUAUCGUCAGGAGUCCUUAGAUAAAGCGGAGGACACCGCAAAGGUUGAAGUGGAUUCGCAGAAACUCGAGUCCCCAUCCUCGGUAACAGCCACAGACAAGAUGUCAGAGAAGGAGGGAUUUACUGUCUCUUAUGGAAAAGAGUCCUCCUCCUCAUCGUGGCUUGACUCAGAGAGCACUGCUGCUGUACCUCUUUUCGAAGACGUCAAAGGAAAAGAGACAUUUGAACAAGACAUAGGUAUCCGAUUCCCUUCAUUGGCUGAUAGACCCGAGGCCUCGUCCACUUCUUUAUCAUCAGAAAAAGACGUCUCUUUUAAAAGCCAGAUUGACGGCGGCCCAAAGAUCCAGACGUACUCCUCAAUAAAUGAUGCAGACAAACCUGCCACCACAGGCUACGACAGGAAAGGAUCUAGUUUGGAGGUUGAUAUGCGAAAACUAACAGCAAGGGACGAGGAGGACUAUGAUGAUGAUGAAGUUGUCGAAGAAGAUGAUGAUGAUGAGGAGGAGGAAGAGGAGGAGGACGACAACGAAGACGCUGUUGAUUCUGAUAUGGAAAAAGGCGCCAAAGAGAAGUCAGAGAAGGAAGUCAAAAGUCCAAUCUGUGAAAUGUUUGGCUCAAAUAGGCCUGAAUUUAUGGUUUCCAUGGCUGGAUACGGCUAUAACAGCCAGGGGAAGCCGAGCAGCUCCAGCUCACUCACAAAGGCUGAACACAAAGCCACAAUUGACUCCUUCAGUGGAAAGCCAAUGGAUUUAGGAGCUACAGGUUUCUCUGCCUACACAUCAGGAUUUGAAUACUCAUAUGGAAGUGGUGAGAAAGACUCUUUUUUAAGUCCGACCACAGACAAAGUUAAAGAGGAUUUCACUUUGAAAUCAACAGAGGACAGUUAUUACCAGAAUGACAGGGAUGAUCUGGAUUUUGAGAAACAGAAGAUACCAGACCUGAGUAAGAGAUCACUGGACACAAGCUUUCAGUACACAACCACCGCUGCCCCUGGGUACUCCUCCUCUUCGGCCUAUAGCUACUCCUCCUCCACCUCGGGCUCCCUCUCCACCAGCCGUCAGUUUGGAGAGGAACUCGAGACUCCUGCCGAGCCUCUCUUUGAGUACUCCUCCUUUAAAGAAGAACACUCACUGGUCAUGGAUCCACCCUACUGUGGCUCCGCUGGCACAAAAGACGACUACUUAGAAGUGUCUGAAAAACAGAUCACGGCUACAACCAUGGCUGAAUCCACUUCCAAUUUAGCUCGCUUCUCACCCCACAGCCCAUUUGAGGAGGUCAAAUCCUUCCCUUCGCUCUCUUCCACUGCCUUUGCUGAGGACAAAAAGGAGUAUACAACUUCAACAGCUGAAGUAAUGGACAAAGGCCCUCAUUCGGACUGCUUCUAUAAGCCUGAAUGGUCGGUAGGAUCCAAGCUCGACAUGGCUGUUGGGUUUGGGGCCUCUGCGGGACCAUUUGCUCAACCUACAGAGCUGUCCCAAGACAAAGAGGCAGCCAGCGCCGCUUUAUUUGGCGUCACUUCUUCCCCACGCCCGGACACAGAAGGCAAGCACUACUUUGAGGAGACUGACAGCAGUGAGGAAGAGGAUGAGGAAGCUUACAUGCGUGAGAUGACCAGGACACUUUCCAGCGGCCAGUCUGCUAACCUCUCAUUUUCUGACAAGCAUGUUGCUCCAGCUGGCAGUGAAAAUACGGCUGGUGCCCUGCCCGAUGUUCUUGGCUCCUACGUGCCCUCCCCUCUUCAGGCCAGCAAGCCAGACCCGGUCAACGGCCCCAUGGAGGUCGGCUUAAGCAGCACCCUCCCUGCUGGUGCAGCAUCCAGUGGUACAUCUUCAGGCCCAGCCAAGGUGGAGCCCAGAGAGGGAGCGGCAGCUUACAGGAGCUCUUUUGAGUGGGAGAUGUCAAAACCCCAGAUGGGCAUGGUGCCCGGAGACUCCCCUCCCCAUUACCGCCAUGAUGAAGAGUUUGAAGAGGAGUGUGAGAUGGAGCCGGAGCACCCUGCCCGCCCGCUGUCACUCUCUUCAACCGAUCAGCCGUUCUGCUCUCCAUUCUACGCUGAAGAGUGCAGCCAAGGGGGUCAGGAUGACGACGAUGACGAUGACAGCGAUCAGGAUCUUGCUGGUGAUGUGCCCAUGGGAGCCACCUCCUCUUACACCAGCCGCAGCUCUCCUGGAUAUUCCUCCUCCGACUACAGGCAGCCCAAACACGACCUCUCGCCUUCCUUCAUAAACCCAUGCAUGGGGCAGCUAUCCAGCGACGAGGAUGACGAGGAGCACGGGCAAAGGAGUGACCAAUCGCAGGAGGCUGAUGUGCAUGAUCUGUCGGUCAAGAGAAGGGCUAACAAGCAGCCCCAUCAUCACCAGUUUCAGAGCAGCUCUCUGCAGCAAGCUCGCAGCAUGUCAGCAGGGCUAGUUUUGGCCACGGAGGACACACCGCCCACCUCCAUCAGCGAAUCUCUAGCCUCUCAGUCCGACUCUGAUGUGCCUCCAGGCACUGAGGAAUACCCUUCGGUCGUUGGCGAAGGCAACAUGGACUCAGAUGAGGAUGCAGACUACAUGCCUGUUGAUAAAUUAUCUGCUACCAGGGGAGGCAGCCAAUCCUCUAGGAGGAGCAAUGACCCUCCUCCUGCUCCCCUCAUGGACCCUAUUCCUCACCCCCCACGCCCAGACGUUUGCAUGGUGGAUCCUGACUCUUUGGAUAAUGGCAUAGUUAAGAAAGAACCAAAAGCCAAGAGUUUAAAGAAGACUUCGGGAAAAACCAAAUCAGCAUCACCGGCUAGGCGUAAGAGGUCGCCCAUGCCUGUCAAACAGACGCCGUCUCCUCGCAGCGCCUCGCUUAAGAAGAAGGAGGCAGACAAGAGCUCACGGAUGUCUCGUCUGUCAGAUGGACAGGGCUCCAAAGACGAUGACCUCUCCAGGUCGAGCUACAACCCGAGCAAGGGGCUGACCAACGGUGUCAAGAGUAGUUCAGGUUCUCAGAAGUCUGGCACUGCAGCGGGUCCAGGCCUUCCUAUAUAUGUGGACUUGGCUUACAUUCCCAACCACUGCAGUGCCAAAAAUGUGGACCAAGAGUUUUUCAAACGCAUUCGCUCUGCAUACUAUGUGGUGAGCGGAAACGACACAGCAAGCGGUGAACCCAGCCGAGGAGUCCUCAAUGCCCUUCUGGAUGGCAAAGCUCAGUGGGGAUCAAACCUGCAGGUGACGCUGAUCCCCACCCACGACACGGAGGUGACCCGUGACUGGUACCAGCAGACUCAUGAGAGGCAGCAGGAGCUCAACAUCAUGGUCCUGGCCUCCAGCAGCACCGUCGUCAUGCAGGACGAGUCUUUCCCCGCUUGCAAGAUUGAGUUUUAAGACCCUUGUGUCCUCUCUCCCUCCUCCUGGCCUCCCCAGUGUAGAUCUGGUUUUAAUUGCCCUCCUCUAUAGCCUGAUAUGCAAAUCUGCCUCUGCCUUGGGCUACUGAGCAACAAGCAGAAACAGACCUGGAUAACUGUCUACUCUUUUCUAGAUUUGUAUUCAUUCAUAAGCUUGUUGUGUCCUAUCACAAUUAGUUUUACAAAGGUAGUUUUCUGACAACUAUGUCCUCCAUUAUUAUUAUUACUAUUAUUAUCAUGAUUUCUAGUCCUUUUUAAAGGGAGUGCAGUUUUCUUUCUGUUCCUAACUAUUUGUUUGUCCACAACCUGUGAGACAAUGGAGUCUAUGUUCAUUGGCAGAGACAAAAUGCCCAUUGUGUUCAUACAGAAAACAAUACAAAAUUGAUGUUUAGUUGCUUGACUAAUAAUUGGCAUAAAUCAAAGCACAAGUUUGCACACUUUAAAGCCAGCAGCAAAAUAUAUUCUUCCACUGAGACCCGAACAUCGGACCUUUCACAAUAAAGGUUGUCAAUUUAAUACAUUUGCUGAUAGAAAAUCUUAUUAGAGGCUAUUUGAGGCUAAUUGUGAUCAUUUUUACUUGACUCUCCUCUGUUGUCCCUUUCUGUCGUUCUUCUAAAACAACAGUCCCAGUGUUGAACUUUGUGCCUCCUUCUGACAUAGUGAAAUAAAAAAUGGUCUUUUGAGUAUAUUUGCGGUAGGAUAGGAAAGAUCAUAGUCAUGAAUCUGUAUUGUAGUGAAUUAUGAUAUUACUACCGUUAUCUCAAAGUGAAAACCAAUCGUUACAGUAAGAAUAAGAAUUUAUCUGUGGCUGUUAUUUCAUACGGCGGGAUUUGCCGAAUAAGAUUCUCUCUAUAAUUGUUUCUGUGGUCUUUGAUGUAUAUUUUCAGUGUAUUUCCAGUAAACAUAUCGUUGCUGAGGAUCAUGAGGGGGAACUGAAGGCAGAGGCGGUGAUACAAGUAUAAAAUCAUCAUCCUGAUCUUUGGAUUCUACCUGUUACUAUCUUUACAUGCAGAACAGCACUCGAAGCUCGUAAGAGGGAAGUCGACAACCCUCAUAGCAGAUGUUGCGUCUCAAAGUUAUUUAUACAAAAUCUGGGUUAAAAAAUAAAGAAUGUAUUCCGAUACAACAAUAGCAGCAUGUGGUUUGCGAGGAGCGAUUGUGUUUGCCUGGUGAACAGAGCUGGUCGGUUUGAUUGAUGGUUAGAGGUUAGACUGUCACCCACAUGUGCCUUCUGUCUUGCUGUCCUGGAAAGGGGGGAGAAAAUGUGUUUUUCGUCGUAGAAAUUCAAGGUGGCAUCCUCCAAGUGUGCGGUUCACCCUCGGCUCGGUGGCGGAGGCUUCGGCGAGUUGGUCUCCUCUGUUGUUUUGGGAGUUUUGUCAGUGAGAACGUCGGUGCACCAAAAAAAGGUCAAAGUUGUACGUAUUCAGCGUAAAAAUGGCACUUUUAAAAA
This is a messenger RNA of Etheostoma cragini (Arkansas darter), 9346 nucleotides long. It is a transcript of the gene map1aa, whose product is annotated as microtubule-associated protein 1Aa. Gene Ontology annotation, biological process: microtubule cytoskeleton organization; regulation of microtubule depolymerization; axonogenesis. Bases 23 to 7876 code for a protein of 2617 amino acids. Gene Ontology annotation, cellular component: microtubule associated complex; neuronal cell body; synapse. Gene Ontology annotation, molecular function: microtubule binding; actin binding. NCBI's taxonomy places the organism in Eukaryota, Metazoa, Chordata, Actinopteri, Perciformes, Percidae. The transcript is spliced from 7 exons. The record is from RefSeq and is a predicted model, not a curated record.